ACAACCUAUGAGUGUCUUGGUUUUUCACUCUCAAGAGAAUGGUAGAUACGUUGAUAUAAAAAUGACAGCACAAACUUCAGAUAUAUUGUCUUUGAUUUUAUUCCAGAGAGUGAAAAUAUAUAUUUAUCUUAAGUAAUCAUGCAGACCUUUUAUCUUGUUAUGCUCUUCGUAUCUUACGGAUCUGCUACACAUUUUUUCAAGGCUAUCGAGAACCUUCAUCAUGUCCCACAUCAUAAAACACACGUCAAAGAAGUUAUUCCAGUGCAUUAUCCAUCCGUCCCUCUUCAUUCAUUAAAAAAGCCAUUUCCUCCUCCAGUGUUCCCUAUUUUUCCAGUAAAACCUAUCCACAAGCAUCACGAUAAAAAACCUAAAUCAGUUGCUCCUCCUAUAGUUAAGCCAGUGCCGGUGCCAGUUCCAGUACUUGUGCCUGUAAAAAUUCCUCCUCCUCACAAACACCAUGUCCCAAUAGACAUAACUCUGAAGCCAUUCAUUCCAUUUGCUAAAGUACAUCAGAAGAUCAAAGGGCAUGAGCACAUCGACGAGAGAUAUUUUCAUUAAAAUAAGUCUUUUCAGUUUAAUGUUUUUUGUUCUUAGAAAAUAAAUGGUUAAGGUUUUUCAUGUUGUAAUCAUAUUUACUAGUAUAUAAUUUGAUAUAACUGCCAUUAAAAUGAUCUGAAUACUA
Molecule: messenger RNA, 682 nt
Organism: Harmonia axyridis
Lineage: Eukaryota; Metazoa; Arthropoda; Insecta; Coleoptera; Coccinellidae
Product: proline-rich protein 4-like
Exons: 2
Coding region: 139-558 (139 amino acids)
Source: RefSeq, a predicted model, not a curated record